Messenger RNA from Nicotiana tabacum (common tobacco), 616 nucleotides. The record is from RefSeq and is a predicted model, not a curated record. NCBI's taxonomy places the organism in Eukaryota, Viridiplantae, Streptophyta, Magnoliopsida, Solanales, Solanaceae.
AUAGCAAAAUCAGUCAUCACUGCUUCUAGGGCUUUUACGUUAGCAGAGGGCAAACAAAAUAAAGUACUUUAGGAGGCCACCAGACCAAAGAGCUGGUUCAGACGUCAGCCUCAGUUCUGUACAAAAAAUGACAUCCAAGGUAAUGCUAAAGUCCAAAGGAAAGAACACGAAGAAGGCUGCAGCCGCCGAUGAAGACGACGGAGCUGUGGCGGCACUGUCCAAGUUCGUAAAGGAGUGGGGCACGUGGACGGCGAAGAAGGCCAAAGUUAUUACCCAUUACGGCUUCAUUCCACUUGUCAUCAUCCUCGGCAUGAACUCUGAACCUAAGCCCUCCCUCUCUCAGCUUCUCAGCCCUGUCUGAGAACUCAACAGAAGUAUUAGUCGAUUUGACGCCUAUUAGCACUUCCUUUAGGAUUUUGCUGUUUUUUUAAGAAAAAAAGAAAAAGAUAAAGUGUAAUGGAGAUAUGGCUUUAAUCUGUUUGUUAUUGGCUGCUGAUGUUGGUUAAUGGAAGUGGAAUUUGGUCCUAGUGAAUUAUCUCCUUACUGGAUGAUCUUAAUGUUGAUUAAAUUUCUACUGUUAUGUGUUUAUUUUGGGCAAGCUGAAUUUGUGUGUUUA